Molecule: messenger RNA, 2759 nt
Organism: Xiphophorus hellerii (green swordtail)
Lineage: Eukaryota; Metazoa; Chordata; Actinopteri; Cyprinodontiformes; Poeciliidae
Product: nuclear factor 7, brain-like
Exons: 1
Coding region: 109-1530 (473 amino acids)
Molecular function (GO): protein binding; zinc ion binding
Source: RefSeq, a predicted model, not a curated record
GACGCCAUUACAGCUUCGGAGAUUUGACUUGAAACACAAAGGAUUAAUCAAGGAGAAAGAAGAAACUUUAACUUGGUGAGUUCUGGAACUGAGAGGUUUCUGUAAAAAAUGGCAGAAAAUACUGCAGUUUUUGAAAGUUACCUGAGCUGCCAUAUUUGUUCAGAGACUUUCAGAGAUCCUGUGUCUCUGAGCUGCAACCACAGCUUCUGUUCAAACUGCCUGCAGGAAUUCUGGGAACAAACUGGAAACAAGAACUGUCCCAUCUGUAAAAAAAGAUCUUCCAAGGACUUCUCAGGUGUUAAUUUCACUCUGAAGGAACUGGCUGAUUCUUUUGCUGGAAGACAAAAAAUGGGGCUAUCAGAGACAGAACAAGGAGAAAAGCAUCUGGUCUGCAGGAAACAUCAAGAAGACACUAAACUGUACUGUGAAGACGAGCAGAGAGCUGUGUGUCCUGUCUGUGAGUUUUCUCUCCACCAGAGUCACAAAGUGGUUCCUAUAGAACAAGCAGUCAGUGAGCUGAAGGAGCAGCUGAAAUCUGACUUAAAGUCUCUGCAGGACAAGAGGAACAAACACAAACAAGUGGAGAAAACAUACGAUGAUGUGAUUCAACACUCCAAGAAGCAGGUGUUGUCCACAGAGAGACAGAUCAAAGCAGAGUUCAACAAGCUCCACCAGUUCCUGAGAGAGGAAGAGGAGUCCAGACUAGCAGCUCUGAGGGAGGAAGAGGAGCAGAAGAGGAAGACUAUCAUGAGAGAGAUGAAGAGGAUUGAGGAUCAGAUCUCCUCUCUGUCAGACAGCAUCUCUGCUGUUGAAGAAGAGCUGCAGAAAGACAACGUGUCGUUCCUCAGCAGUUAUGAAGCCACUCAGAGCAGAGCCAGAGGUCAGAGGUCACUGCCAGAUCCACAGCUGGUCUCAGGAGCUCUGAUAGAUGUGGCCAAACACCUGGGCAACCUGUCCUUCAGAGUCUGGGAGAAGAUGAAGGACGAGGUCCACUUCAGUCCCGUCAUUCUGGACCCAAACACUGCUAAUGGAUGGAUCCGUCUGUCUGAUGAUCUGAUCAGGUUGAGACAUGGAGACUCAGAUCAGCAGCUUCCUGAUAAUCCAGAGAGAAAUACUAAAUACUCCACUGUUUUUGGUUCUGAGCGCUUCAGCUCAGGGAAACACAGCUGGGAUGUGGAGGUGGGAGAUCAUCCUCAGUGGAUUGUGGGUUUGGUUAAAGAGUCUGUUGACAGGAAGGGGGAAAGAUCUCCUACAGCAAAUUUUGGAAUUUGGUGUUUAUCGUGUCGUGAUGGAAAAUACAGUAAUGGUGAUGGUAAGACACUUAAAGAAAAGCAGAAUCUCCAGAGGAUCAGAGUCCAGCUGGACUAUGACAUGGGGGACGUGUCCUUCUACAACCUUGAAGACAAGACUCACAUUUAUACAUUUAGAGACACUUUCACUGAGAAUCUCUUCCCAUUUUUCAGUGUUGGAAAAACUGCUGAUGCCAAAACUUCUGAUCUCAAAAUCUGCCAAAGGGAAAUUUGUUUGUAAUGUUCUGUGUUGUGUAAUGAUAACCUUGACCCAAAGCAAGUUAUUAGUCCUAUGAAAUCAGUAACAAAAUAAUUAUUUUAUGAAUGUUUCACUUAAGUGUCUUUUUUAUUUUGGUAAUGAAUGUAAAACAUUAAUCAUAAAUAUUUUGAAGCUCAUAACAGAGUUUGGGGUUAAAAGUAAUCAUUAUAUUUUUUGAGGUUUUCACUUUAGCAGGAAAUCUGUGAAAAUAUUCAGGUUCAGUUUUCUCUGUGACUUAUUGUUGCUCAUUGAUAUUUGUUUUCUAUUAAGAAAUGUAAAUCUUAUUUCUAUAAUCUUCAAACUCCUGCUGGAAAUUGUCUCUGUUGAUUUAUUUUACAAGUUUCUUUAUUAAUUAUACACAUUUAUCUAUUUUCUUUGACUGUUGAAGAAAAACUGUAGUUGACUGACCUUCAAAUUAAAGUCUGUAAAUUAGUCCAGUUAUUUAUGCUGAUUGGAUUCUUUUGAUCACAUUCUUUUUGUUUUCUGAAACAUUUAUCAAAACCAGUUUAUGUUCAGCAGCAGAAAAGUAAUAAAUACAGAGUUUUUGUUGUAACACAACCACGGCUAGGCUAAUAAUCACUGAUGGUCAGGGACCAGUGGUCAACCAGUGGUUCUGUUGCCUUCCUGUUCCCUUGAAAAUAAGCUCUCACUAAAGAAGAAAAGAAUAUAAAGCUGAUAAGAAAGAGAAAGGACCAGUACAUUCCUCUCAGCACUAUGGGGAACUAAGUGGAGAGAGUAAAAACCUUGGAUUAAUGAGGAUCUCGCCUUGUGCCACAAAACAUACUUUAACACCAGGAAGGCUCAACAGAGACUUUUCCUCUUAAGGAACCAUCUGAAGAAAUUCAGGCUGUCAUCCAAACUCCUCACAAACUUCCACCUUUCUACAGUGGAGAACAUCCUGGCAAACACUGUCACAGUGGUUUGGGAACAAUAUUAUUCAGGAUAAGAAAGCUCUCCAGUGUGACAUUAAAACUGUACAACUUAUCUGUGGAGCUUCUCUUCCUUCACUGCAGGAUAUUCAUAAUAACUGGGUCACAAAGAGAGCAGGAGACAUCAGAAACCAAACUCAUCCACAGUGCUUGUUGUUCUCACAUCACGGAAGUGUGAAAGACAGGACUAAAGAUUAAAAAACAGUUUUUAUACCCAGGCUAUCUGACGUUUAAACUAAAAUAAUCUGAUAUGUGACUCUGAUUUCAGUUUGACUUGGAACA